AUGUCAUCACGUACACAAGAAGAAGAACAUAAUAGGGAGGAUACAGCGGCAUCUAUCCUUCCAUUAGGAAAAUAUCUAAAGGAAAAUGAAAUCGAAUAUGAAUUUGGCGGGCCACUUGGAGUGUUUACAAUGAUGGUUGGAUUCACAGCGUUGAUGUAUUACAUGUGGAUAAGUGCAGAGUUCUUUGAUGGUCAUUUUGCAGCUCCACGUAAGGGCCAAGGGUGGAUUGGAUUUUUUAAUGAGGUUAGUGAAAUCUUGAGAACCAAGGCGGUGCCAGAUAGACAUUCUUGGACUGCAUCUGGUGUGUUUUGGGCAGUACAAGCAAUAUUAUACUACAUUUUGCCUGGAGUUUGGACCAAGGGUCAGUGCUUGGCGCAUAUGAAGAACAAACAAUUGCCUUACUUUUGUAACGCCUUUUGGAGUUUCUAUACUAGUUGCGCCAUCGCUUUGGUACUUCAUUACAGUGGCGUAUACAAACUCUAUACGAUCCUUGACCGAUUCGGAGAGAUGAUGACUUGUGCAGUUAUAGCAGGAUACGCAUUUUCUCUUGGAUUAUACGUAUGGACACUCUAUGUUAGUCAUGACUAUCAUAGGAUGACUGGUAAUCAUGUGUACGAUUUCUUUAUGGGAGCACCCUUAAAUCCUCGGUGGGGUAUUUUGGAUUUGAAGAUGUUCUUUGAAGUCCGGUUGCCAUGGUUUUUAUUAUUCUUUAUGACUCUUGGAGCCAGUUUGAAGCAAUAUGAAACAUACGGGUACUUGACUCCGCAAAUGGGAUUACUACUUCUUGCACAUUGGCUCUAUGCUAAUGCAUGUGCGAAGGGCGAAGAAUUGAUCCCUCCCACUUGGGAUAUGGCUUAUGAGAAGUUUGGAUUCAUGCUCAUCUUCUGGAAUAUUGCUGGUGUGCCAUACACCUACUGCCAUGGUACACUCUAUCUCUACAAGAACGACCCUUCAAAGUACGCUUGGCCUUGGUACUAUAAUCUCUCGCUCUAUGUUGCGCUUCUCGUCGCUUACUAUUUCUUCGAUACUGCUAACGCCCAGAAGAACGCUUUCCGUAAGCAACUAGCUGGCGAUACCCACAUCCGUAAAACCUUCCCUUACUUACCUAAACAGGUCUUAAAGAAUCCAAAGUUCAUGACCACCAAAAACGGUUCAGUGUUGCUAAUUGACGGAUGGUACACAUAUGCACGCAAAAUACACUACACCGCGGACUGCACACAAGCCAGUGUAUGGGCUUUGGCUAGUAAAUUUAAUACACCAUUCCCAUGGUUCUUCCCAAUUUUCCUUUUCUUAGUUUUAAUCCAUCGCGCAGUGAGGGACCAGAACAAAUGUAAGCGCAAGUAUGGCAGCGACUGGGAUACUUAUUGCAAGCACUGCCCAUAUUUGUUCAUACCAUACAUAUUUUAA
Messenger RNA from Eremothecium sinecaudum, 1407 nucleotides. It is a transcript of the gene ERG4, whose product is annotated as delta(24(24(1)))-sterol reductase. The coding region runs from base 1 to 1407 and encodes 468 amino acids. The transcript has a single exon. Gene Ontology annotation, cellular component: endoplasmic reticulum membrane. Gene Ontology annotation, biological process: ergosterol biosynthetic process. NCBI's taxonomy places the organism in Eukaryota, Fungi, Ascomycota, Saccharomycetes, Saccharomycetales, Saccharomycetaceae. The record is from RefSeq and is a predicted model, not a curated record. Gene Ontology annotation, molecular function: Delta24(24-1) sterol reductase activity.